Molecule: messenger RNA, 1359 nt
Organism: Papaver somniferum (opium poppy)
Lineage: Eukaryota; Viridiplantae; Streptophyta; Magnoliopsida; Ranunculales; Papaveraceae
Product: RNA pseudouridine synthase 7-like
Exons: 10
Coding region: 39-1238 (399 amino acids)
Biological process (GO): pseudouridine synthesis
Molecular function (GO): pseudouridine synthase activity; RNA binding
Source: RefSeq, a predicted model, not a curated record
CCAAUACACUCCUAUCACUGUCAACUCUCAAAUAUUACAUGGUCAAAGACGGUCCACUCAGAAUGAACAAGAGAAAGGCAUUAUCAGCAGAAACAGAAAAAGAGAUAGAGACAACAAAUAUGGAUUUUGAGAAGAUUGUUUGGCAAACUCCAGCUAACCCUCCAGAACGGCAAGAUUACAUCUUUCGCAACGGGAGGCGCCAUGUCAAACCAUACUACUUCGAGUUCAUCUCUCAUGUUAACAAAAGAUGGAAUGGGAAAACUAUAGUUGAUUUAUUCACUGAUGAGUUCAGAGGAAGACCCCGCGAUUACUAUGUUAGUGCUGUGAAAUGUGGAAGGAUUAAAGUGGAUGGCAAAAUGGUUGAUGUUUCCUAUAUAGUUCGAAAUUCACAGAAGAUAACUCACUUCCUUCAUAGGCAUGAACCACCAGUCAUGGCAUGGGAUAUCCCAAUUUUACUUGAAGAGCCCGAUGUGGUUGUCAUAUGCAAACCAGCAUCUAUUCCGGUGCAUCCAUGUGGUCAAUAUCGUAAGAACACUGUUGUGGGAAUUCUUGAGGUGGAGCAUGGCUUAGCACCUUUAUUUCCGGUGCAUCGACUAGACCGCCUUGUCUCUGGACUCCUUAUUAUAGCCAGGAGUGCUGUUAAAGCAGAUCAACUUAGGCAACAGAUUAUGGCUCGGGAGGUGCGGAAGGAAUACAUUGCAAGAGUCAUUGGUGUUUUCCCCGAGAAACAGCAAGUUGUGAGUGCAAAUGUAGACCAUGAUGCUCGAGAACAGAGGAGUACUGCGGAGGUUGAUACAAACUCUGUGGGGAAGGCUGCAUGUACAAAGUUUACUAGAGUGAGUACUAAUGGAACUCAUAGCAUCGUGCUAUGUGAACCAGUCACUGGUCGAACUCAUCAAAUACGUGUACAUUUGCAACAUUUGGGUCAUCCAAUUGCCAAUGACGUACUCUAUCUAUCUAAAGAUGUCGCUCCUCGCUCUGAUCAAGCAACUGGUAAUACAGCUGCCAAUACGGAGCCUUCCUCAACAUCUGAUAUUCCUCUUGACAACAUUUCAUAUAUAGUUGUAAAGAAAUUCGAUGAUGAUUUCAGCAUUGAUCCAAUGUGUACCAACUGCCCAGAUUUAGCUCCUAAAGGAUAUGGUGAAAUCGAAGAGGCUUUAUGGCUACAUUGUGCAAAAUACUCGGCCCCUGGUUGGGCAUAUGAGUGUCCAUAUCCUGACUGGGCUUUACUUGAUUAAAUUCAAAACUUCUGUAUCUCAGAAAAUGGAAGGGUAGUUUCUGUUACAACCAUUUAUAUGUAAUUGAUAAUUAUUACCAAUCCUUUAUUUUAUGUCACACGGUCUUGAAUCGCAAGUGUUA